Stylophora pistillata is the source of this 2655-nucleotide messenger RNA. RefSeq lists its product as uncharacterized. Lineage: Eukaryota; Metazoa; Cnidaria; Anthozoa; Scleractinia; Pocilloporidae. The record is from RefSeq and is a predicted model, not a curated record.
UUGUGUAGAAAUAAUAGGUUGAUGAAGCGUCUCAGUUUCUAGGAUCUUUCGCUUUCGGAACGCUUCGUAUGUUGGGCUCUACUUAAUUCUUUUGGUGAUUCGAUAAACAUGGAAUCCUUUCACGAGGAACCGGCCUUUACCCAGUUUGAUGAGACAUCCAAUUUAUGGCCUGAGCCUUUUUCCACCCUGAUGAGCUGCAUGUUCCCAGUGGAGUACGUGUAUUCUGAUUGGUUUCAAUGGCAGGCAACCAUCGAGGCACAGCGAAGAGUUCCAGAAUCUCUCUGCAGCUUAUCCAGAGACUAUUUUGAGGCUGGAAGUCGAGUUGAAGGGUUUUGCAUUCCCCAGUUCAUUCUCAGGAACAGUGACAUUGAUCGAGGCAAUGCACUUGAUAUCAAGGAACAGUGGCAGCCCGAUCUUGACCUGAUGAAAGUCGAUGAUUUCUUUGUCGAAACUAAUGAAAAGAGCAAGAUACCAAUAUUCAUUGUUGAACAUUUAGAAGAUGAUCCAAAGUAUGCCAAGUUGAGGUUGACCGAUGGCUUCAAGGAGCAUGAUUCGCGUUUUAAGAACGUUUCCUAUCUUAACCACUCGUACCUGCUUCCUCAUGCAGAUCACCCCAUGGCUGGCCGCCCAUGGACCCAUGUUAGUGGCGAAAAGGGUGAGUGGUCGUACAACAUGCAUGGUCCGGUACGUAAACUCAUGUCAGCCGGCUUUCCAUCUUACGAAGAGGAUCAGACAGAUGUUUUCAAGUAUCCAAUCGCAUGGCCUGAGCCUGCUAUGGAAUGGUUGGUCCGAUCUCGCCCAAGUGGUUGGCCCUCUUCUGAGCUUGUCCAAGAAGUAUUUGACAGUGGUUGUCAUUUAGCACCUGUUGGUAGAGGGAAGCGCAUCGAUGAGCCCAUUGAUACCUUUGUGUACUACCAAAAUCCAGGACAGUCAGCGACGAAUUCUGCAACGACUGAUCCUGAGGGUAAAUGGGCCAUGGAAGAAACUGAGUGGAGAAUUUCAUUUUCACUGGCGGAAAACAAGCUUGGAGGGAGUGUUUCACCCGUUCAACGGCACGUUAUGGUUUUGUUGAAGAUGAUCAAGAAGGCUUACUUUCCAGAUGUUAUUUCGACGUAUUACUUGAAGAACCUGCUGUUCUGGGAAUGCGAGAGUAAAGGAGAAGCCUUCUGGAAAGAAGUCAACUCCUCCAGGUGCCUACUGUUUAUGUUGGAUCGUCUACACGAGUGCCUAGAGACCUUGCAUCUUCCACAUUACUUCAUGCCUCAGAGCAACCUUCUUCAAUAUGACGACACCGCUAAUCUCAAAGAAGCUGCCGUUGCUGUCGCUGAGGUGAGGAGAAAGAUACUACCGAAGACGGUCGGUCUGUUGAAGAGGCUUCAAUCACUAACGUUUCAGUCAAACACGUAUUUGCGAGAUGUUGGCGUACUACUGAAGGAUCAUCUGCUUAAGAUGCAGGACAGACAUCUGUCUGAGGAAGAUCAUGGAAAGCUGCUUGCGACUCUUCACUCACUUUUUGUAGGCAAAAGCAAGGACGUAAUAAAGAGUUUGCUAAGAAUCGUGCCUGAACCUGAUAAAGGUAAAGGAGUAGAAAGUCUGUUGAACAUUGCUUUAUAUGCUUACCAGUCGAUACUUGCCAGAAAUUUGUGCAAGCUGUGGUUCUUAAUGACCAAAGAUAAAGACACUAAAGACGGAAAGGAGGAGGAGGAUGAGUUUACGUCAUUUGUACACGAAGAAGUGAGGGGGCUCUCUUUGGAUGACGAUCUUGUAGCACUGUCCCUCGCCUUCUUCCACAGCGCGAAAAACGGAACGGAGCCAUCGUGGUCGGUUCCUAAUUCAAGGGCGAUGAAAUACAUCAGAGAAGAACAGGUGAGAAUGGCUGUCGAGAGCACAGAAAGUCUACGUGCAGAAUUACCGGCCUCAAUCAGCUGGUUAAAGGUUAGCAACCUGAAAGAAGCUGCAGAAAGAGCAACAAAGAAGUUAAGAGAGAAUCACACGGGCAGCACACUCACAAAAAAAGUGAUCAUGAGUGCACUUGAAAAGGAAGUUCAAGUACUUUAUGGAGAAAGAACAACGGAAAAAAAGUAAUUUUUUUAAAAGGAAGGAACGAAGUUGUAGGCAAAAGUUUAGCGAAAUACAUAACUGGGGCAAAGGACAUGGACCAAAAAUUAAAUACUCUUGCGUAGAAACAGUCUGAUAAAGUGUUAAAGUGCGCCACUUUGGCGCUGACUCUUUCAUAGUCGUCUCAACGCGCGUGAAACCGACACGGCAAGAUAGGAGCGCGAAGUGUGAUGGGUAGGAAGAGAAUCCUUUAAUUUCUUAUAUUAACAUUCAUAAUUUAGGGUGAGAUAAGAGGUUUUUCAAUGGGUGCAAUGCACUUUUUACUACGCAAGAUAGUACGGCCAAUAUGUGCACCUGUGUAUACUCAGUAUUAGACAAGCAAAAGAAAACAGAAAAAUCUCAAAAUGAUUUAUUCCUUGUAUAAAGGCCGAUCAAUGAAUAAUUUUUAUAAACUACAUUUCUAGCGCAACUAUGUAGUUUCAAGAGUCAGCGUAUGGUCUUUCAGCAAAAACAAUUUAAGUAUCUUUGGUCAAUUCUUAACCUUAAGACAUUUGCAAUAUCAUUAUUUCAAAUAAAUACCAUCCUUGUUAAGUUUUA